Molecule: messenger RNA, 1111 nt
Organism: Callorhinus ursinus (northern fur seal)
Lineage: Eukaryota; Metazoa; Chordata; Mammalia; Carnivora; Otariidae
Product: histone H2B type 1-B
Cellular component (GO): nucleosome
Molecular function (GO): DNA binding; protein heterodimerization activity; structural constituent of chromatin
Source: RefSeq, a predicted model, not a curated record
UAACCUUUGUUGUGGUGAAGGCGAUUAGCGUUUCUACUGCUCCUGAGUAUAGAGCCAUGCCUGAACCCUCCAAAUCUGCUCCGGCCCCGAAGAAGGGCUCCAAGAAGGCCAUCACUAAGGCGCAGAAGAAAGACGGCAAGAAGCGCAAGCGCAGCCGCAAGGAGAGCUAUUCCAUCUACGUGUACAAAGUGUUGAAGCAGGUGCAUCCCGACACGGGUAUCUCGUCCAAGGCCAUGGGCAUCAUGAACUCGUUCGUCAACGACAUCUUCGAGCGCAUCGCGGGCGAGGCGUCCCGCCUGGCGCAUUACAACAAGCGCUCGACCAUCACGUCCCGGGAGAUCCAGACGGCCGUGCGCCUGCUGCUGCCCGGGGAGCUGGCCAAGCACGCCGUGUCCGAGGGCACCAAGGCCGUCACCAAGUACACCAGCUCCAAGUGAGCCCGCCGGCCGCUGACCGCAACCCAAAGGCUCUUUUCAGAGCCACCCACUUGAUCGAAAUUGAGCUGUAAUUACUACCGUAGCCGUGAAUCCGAGCUCCCAUUUCCUGUUCUGAGUGUGGCUUUUCGGGAAUGCCACUAGAAGGGCGGGAAAGAUGGCCCUCCAGCCAUAGGAAGGACAAAAGGUUUGAAUUUCCCGCUCUUCCCAAUCGCGCCACUUCACUGACUGGCGGGGAAGGCCCGGGUCGGGAGGAAGAUGUGCUGGUGUUUCUUGGUAAACUUUUUUCAAAGAACCCGGACUCCCCAAAAUAAUCCCCAAUAGACAGAAAAUGACCUUGGUUGAGGAAGAGGAGGUAAUGGAUCAGCUCUAAAUCCGGGACGGGGAGGAGAGGAGAAUGGGUAGGACUAAGCUGUUGACUGCCUACGAAAAAGAGGAAAACAGUAUUUUUCAUCUGUUUAUGAGCAUUUUAUGUAGUUGACAUACAACAGUGUCUUUGGAUGAAGAAAUAAAAUAUACAGUAGAAUUUCUUUAAAAGGACCCCUUUAUAAAGAAAAUUUAAAUUUAAAUGAUCUUUUUCCCAGAUCCCACGUCAGCCGACCGCUCUGUAAGUACCUCAAGUCUCAGCAACACAAAAUAUAGUUGUGAAUGAGACCCCAGCCUCAAAAAUUAAUAAU